ACAGUAAAAAUGAAAGAAGAAGAAGUAAACAGAUGUCAGAUUCAGGAGUGGUUCCCUAAAUUCAAAUCAGUCUCCAUCAAAACCGUAAUUCAGGAACUCCCAGAAGCCUUCAUCCAGUAUCUUCUUGAUGAUUCUGGUCCCUUUCUUCUUCCCCUUUCCAUUUCAAACGAUGAUGCCCUACCCAAUAGAAUUCAUAAGCCUGAAGAGGAAGAGGAUUACGUCGUAUCAGAAGGAUCUGAAGAUGAAUCAGAACGAGCUUCACCACCCCCUUGUUUCCCAGAACUGGAACUGAAAAUCAAGGAAGCAAUUGAAUCUCUUGGGGGUUCUGUAUUCCCUAAGCUGAAUUGGAGUGCACCUAAGGACUCAGCUUGGAUCAGUUCGACCGGGAACCUAAAAUGCACCUCUUUCAGCGAGAUUGCACUUUUGUUUCGGUCAUCUGACUCGCUGAUCCAUGAUCUGUGUCAUGCAUAUGAUUCAUGUAUUGAUAAGACGGGAUCAAGACCCUUGAAUUUCUUCCUUGCCCUUCGCAAAUGGUAUCCUUCUCUACGGCCAGAGAUGGAAUUCCGUUGCUUUGUGUGGAAUCAUGUACUAGUGGGGAUUUCCCAACGUGAGGUCACUAGUUUUUAUCCCGCACUUCUUGAGAAGAAAAGCAUUCUGGAAGCUAUGAUUUUGGAUUUUUUUGAGGAAAAUGUAAGGAUGAGGUUUGAAUCAGAAAAUUACACGUUUGAUGUUUAUGUCAACAAGGAUGGGCGAGUUAAGCUGUUGGAUUUCAACCCUUGGGGUGCAUUUACAUUGCCUCUGUUGUUCACUUGGGAGGAAUUGGAGCAGAAUUAUAAGGAAGAGGGGAAUGAUUUGGAGUUUAGAAUCGUAGAUAGCCAAUGUGGAGUACGGCCAAGUUUGAAGACUGCAGUUCCUUAUGAUUACUUGGAUACCAGUGCUGGGAGUGGUUGGGAUCAAUUUCUAAGGAAUGCAGAUGAGGAGUUGCGGUGGCAGACUGAAGCUGCUGAAGCAGGUGCUUAAGUAUUUGAUUCUAUGAGGCGACAAAUUAUUCAAACAUCAGGCCUGCUACGUCUGACAUCUCGAAUGCAUCAGACAAGAUUGGGUGAGACUAUGGAGGACACGAAAGGCGGUAUGUAUCGAUAAUGAGCAAUGCUAUAAAACCCAAAUAAAAUUCAAAAACUUGCAACCCAAAUGCAUAUCAUCUUUUGGAUAUAUAUAUCCCAUCAACUUUUUUAGUGGAACUCAUUCAUCCAAGGGAUGAUAUGCAUUUGAGUUUUAACUUUUGGGUUAUGUAGCAUUUUUCAUCAAUAAUACUUCAGGGUAAAAUAAGGGGGUUCCAGAGCACUUUAGCAAAACAUGUAAUUGUUUUUUUUUUUUAAUGGAGAAUAACUAGACUUCCUAUUUAAAUCCAUGAUGGAGGUGUUGCUGACCCCAUACUUAUUCUCAUAUAGUUUUAUUUCUGCAGUUUGGACUUAAUUUACUGGUUGGAAGGAAGACCUCUCUAAAUUCUCGAAUAUAGUUGUUCUCAGGAAACUGUUCAAGUUAUUAACAUUACAGUGUUGUGGUGUAAUUCAAAUCUUGUUUGGAUGAUUUUAAUUGAUUAAUCAUACUAUGGGG
Molecule: messenger RNA, 1617 nt
Organism: Ilex paraguariensis (yerba mate)
Lineage: Eukaryota; Viridiplantae; Streptophyta; Magnoliopsida; Aquifoliales; Aquifoliaceae
Source: the annotation of a GenBank genome assembly